UACAAGACUGAAUUUUGCAGAAAUUGGAUUGAAUUGGGUCAUUGCAGAUAUGGUACUAAGUGUCUUUAUGCUCACGGAGAAAAAGAAAUUCGAACUGUACCAAGACAUGCUCGUUAUAAAACUCAAAUUUGCCGCGCUUACCAUUCUGAUGGUUCCUGUCCUUAUGGUAUCCGUUGCACAUUCAUCCAU
Messenger RNA from Rhizopus microsporus ATCC 52813, 189 nucleotides. RefSeq lists its product as uncharacterized. The annotation marks the transcript as partial. NCBI's taxonomy places the organism in Eukaryota, Fungi, Mucoromycota, Mucoromycetes, Mucorales, Rhizopodaceae. The record is from RefSeq and is a predicted model, not a curated record. Gene Ontology annotation, molecular function: mRNA binding; metal ion binding. The transcript has 2 exons.